Molecule: messenger RNA, 2073 nt
Organism: Populus euphratica (Euphrates poplar)
Lineage: Eukaryota; Viridiplantae; Streptophyta; Magnoliopsida; Malpighiales; Salicaceae
Exons: 1
Coding region: 489-1742 (417 amino acids)
Source: RefSeq, a predicted model, not a curated record
GGAAACAUUAAUGUAUUGCAAGUCUUUUUUUUUUUUUUUGAGUAAAAAAGUUUAAAUAGCCUUCUUCUUUCUUUCGUUUCUCUUUUCCUUCUCCAAAAACCCUAAUCCCAACACAUACCCUGAAGUAGAAGAAGCAAUUAUGUGUCCCACCUUUUAGCCUUUACUCUCCACCCUUUCGUUCCUGUUUCUUUUUCUGUUCCUUUCCUCUCUAGCCAUCACGUUUAAGAAGAUCUGUGUGCAUUUUUCUCUUCUUUUCACGGAAACUUUCGCUGUUAGCUCAAGACAAGGAAGAGAUUGCCUCCAUUUCAGAUCAGGCUUUAAAAGAUACGGAAACUUUCUCAAAGGCUGAUUUUCUAUAUAUAUUCAUUUACCUGAUGGGUUCUUUUGCAGAAUCCUCAUAACUUCUUUUUUAGAUUACCUUUUCUCCUCUGCUACCUUGCAACUAUCGCUAUCUUCUUUCCUUUCUGCUGUUUCAACUUUUGUAUGUUAUGGAUUCUGGUAAUAGCGGUAGUAUGCAAUCGUCUAGUGGUGGUGAUGAAGAGUAUGACUCAAGGCCAGAGUCACUCCCAGCUUUCUUGAAUCCUUCUACCCACAACUUUGGUCCUUCUCUGCUUUCUCACCAACAACCGGUCACUUUGUUUGAUCCUACACCGAGUCUUUUCCACGCUUUCUCUCAAUCUCAACCAAACCCAAUUGUGGUUCAGUCACGAGGCCUGAGAUCUGACCCGAAUUGCACUGAUCUUGGUAUCAACUUACCAGACUCAUUAUCAUCAAGUCAAUCAGCGGUUUUGGGUGUUCAAGGAUCAAGUCAAGCUCUACCUUCCUCUAAGCAAUUGCGAUCGGUUCAUGACGAUGGAGGACGCUCUUCUUCACCGUCUCAUGACCAGACACAUGGGAUAGCAAGAAACCCCAAGAAGAGAACAAGGGCAUCAAGAAGGGCACCCUCUACAGUUCUCACGACAGACACGUCCAAUUUCAGACAAAUGGUGCAAGAGUUCACAGGGAUCCCAGCACCACCAUUUUCAGGCUCAGCGUUUACUCGAAGGCUCGAUCUUUUUGGCCCUGGCUCGGGUUUGAGGUCUGGUCAUCUGGAACCACUCUACCCUCUACGUCCCACAGCUCAAAAGGUUCAUCAUCAGCAAACCCCAUUUUUAUCUUCUUCUUUUCCUUCACUUCUUAACAAUAAUAUCGUUCAUACCACUAAUAUUGCUAGUACUAGUACUGCCGCUAACAAUAACAAUACUAUUUCCACAGCCGCAACUAGUACUUUCAAUCCCAGUUCAGUAAACUACCAACUGCCUGAUGAUAUAGGCCUACACAAACAAACUCGAAAUCUGCUAAACAUGCAAAAUCAAAUGCUUUCAAUUCACCCCCUUCUACACCUCCCUCCUCCUCCUCCUCAACAAUUACCUAAUGUGCCUGGUUUGGGUGCAAAUUCUAGACCAAGUUUGCCUCUACCUUCCCUUGAGGAAUUGGGUAUGGGACAUGGAUAUGUUAAUGCAAACCUUAGUGUGCUAACAAGUCAUGUAACAACAGAAGAGAUGAGAUUAUCGAAUGAUGGGAGUCACCAUAACUUGAGGUCAUUGAAUGGGAAUUAUGGUAAUAGCUGUAAGUUGAAUUACUCGUCAGCUUCAUCAGAUUUUCACCAUGAAAAGGGUUUAGAGAAUGUUCCUUCAAGAGGUACAGAGGGUACAGUUGAUUCAUGGAUCUGUCCUUCAGAGUUCAGAGUGGGAGAUCAUUAAUCAAGAUUCGCUCCAUAACUAAGGGAGUACAAAGUAGGUUAUGAAGAAGGUUUGCUGCAGGCAGCUGAUUGUCAUGUGUAGAUGGUGGUGGUACUGUUGACUGUGAUUUUGGUAGUGACGAUAUAAUUCUGUUAUUGACCUCGGUUCCUGACACUUUGGCUAGAUUGCAGCAUCAUAUCUUUUUUUUUCUCUCCUUUUUCAAGAAAUAAUUUAUAAUUUAGGAGUAUCAAAUUACGAGAUAUUACGCUUUGAAUUAUGUGUAGAUAUGUUCAUAUGUUCCUUCUUUAUAUUUGUCAUUAUAUAUAUUACUAUGCAUGAUUCGGUUUUCCAA